AGUGAUAUUAAUUUGUGAGCUGAGUGGAUGGCGAGAAUGUUUUGCAAGUUAUUAACGAUUUCGUUUGUAAAAUGAAAUAAUUUUAUAAUAACAACUUGUGUGUGACUGAUAAAAUAACUAUCAAAAUGAAUCGUCUCGUGUGGAUGAAUCGGUGUUACAUAAAUACAUUUAGGAAUAAUGUUGUAAUAAAUUCACCAAUUUUAGCUCCCAAAAGACCGAUACAACCUAGUUUAUUUAUUAGUCGCGGCGCCCAUGACCAGAAGCAUAAGAUAAAAUCAACACUUAAUUAUAUGAUAGCUGUCGGUGUUAUGACCGUAGGAUUAAGUUAUGCUGCUGUACCGCUUUACAGGAUAUUUUGUCAGGCAUACAGUUAUGGUGGGACUACGGGGCUAGCAGAAGCUGAUAACAAUGUCAGUAAUAUGACAGCAAUUAAGAGCAGGCCUAUCAAGAUCCGGUUCAAUGCAGACACUGCCUCGUCCAUGCAGUGGAAUUUUAAGCCCCAACAAAUGGAUAUCACUGUGGUGCCAGGUGAAACAGCUUUAGCAUUUUAUACAGCCCUGAAUCCUACAGACAAGCCUGUAACGGGUAUCAGUACCUACAAUGUGAUCCCUUUCGAAGCCGGCCAGUACUUCAAUAAGAUACAGUGCUUCUGCUUUGAAGAACAGCAGCUCAACCCACAUGAGAAGGUGGACAUGCCAGUAUUCUUCUAUAUCGACCCUGAGUUCACUGAUGACCCAAAGAUGGAGUUUGUAGACGAGAUUGUGUUGUCAUACACAUUCUUUGAGGCUAAGGAAGGCAUGAAACUGCCUGUGCCUUCAUAUGUCAAGUAGAAUAGUAUGUAAAUGAAAUUAAUUAUGUUUACGCUCACUUGCAAAUAAUGAACUAUAGAUAUUAGAACAAAAUGUACAAAAUCCAUUAAACAUGGUUAAGAGAAUUAUGCAAGGGAGUGUACUUUAAUGUACAGAAAGGUUUCAAGUUUUGUUAAGUUUUACUAUUGAAAUAGACGAAAGCCAACAAUAUUGCAAUGUUGGUCUUUAUUUUAA
This is a messenger RNA of Helicoverpa armigera (cotton bollworm), 1043 nucleotides long. RefSeq names its product cytochrome c oxidase assembly protein COX11, mitochondrial (gene Cox11). Gene Ontology annotation, molecular function: copper ion binding. The coding region runs from base 126 to 830 and encodes 234 amino acids. NCBI's taxonomy places the organism in Eukaryota, Metazoa, Arthropoda, Insecta, Lepidoptera, Noctuidae. The transcript is spliced from 4 exons. Gene Ontology annotation, cellular component: mitochondrial inner membrane. The record is from RefSeq and is a predicted model, not a curated record.